UAGUAUUACUCAUCAUUACACUAUUGCUAUACUUCUGCUCUGCUUCUUCUCAGUUUCUCAGUCCUCACUUUCACACUCUCUCUCUCUCUCUCUCACUGUGCCAAAAUGUGAAUGCGCGCACACACACAUCCGUCGCCAAAGCUCAUCACCUUCCAUUUUCACACACUGAAGAUGUUCGCCGCCUCCACCUCCGCCUCCGCCCUCCUCCUCCGCCUUCUCGUCCUCUUCUCCUUCAUCCUCCGCCCCUUAUCCUCUACCUCUACCCUCCACCACCGCCGCAUUCUCCACCAACCCUUUCUCCCGCAAGAUUCAUUGCCCCCUUCAUCACCCCCCAUUCCCUCCCCACCAUCACCUCCCAGUUACCCUUUUACGAGUUCCACUCCUGACAACUCCCCCUUCUUCCCCUCCUUCCCCUCCCCGCCUCCUCCGCCCUCCCCCGCCUCCUUUGCCUCCUUCCCUGCAAACAUCUCCUCCCUCACCGUCCCGCAUACCUCCAAUCCCAAUUCCUCCUCCUCCUCCUCUAAACUGAUUGUCGGCGCCAUCGCCUCCGUUGUUGCUGCCGUUGUCGUUGUCUCCCUCGCCGUCUUCCUCCAUCUCCGUAGGCGCACCCGAAGACAUGGAUCAUCAUCCUUCAACCAAUCCAAAACCCCGAGAUCCGAUAGCAACAGCACCAUUUCAUUCAAUCAGACACCCAGUACCCACCACAUUCCGAAGCUUCAGAGACCUUCGCAAACCAGCUCGGAGUUCUUGUACCUGGGCACUUUGGUGAGUUCCCAUGCCCCCGGCGCCGGCGCUGCUUUCAACGGAAGCAGCACAAGCACAAACAACUCCCGAAAGAUGGAGUCACCGGAGCUCCGCCCUUUGCCGCCUUUGAACACGCAACAGGGUUUCCGGCAGAAUUUCCGCGGUAAUGCUGAAGUGGUGUCGAGUAAAGAUGAUGAGAGUGAAGAGUUUUACUCUCCCAAAGGCUCCAUUAAUGGCAGAGAUAGCUCGAUUGGCACUGGAUCAGCUUCUAGAAGGGCUUUUGCCGCUAUAGAGGUGGAGAAUUUCAAUGGCUCCACGUCAAAUUCUUCAUCCACUUACUCUUCUUCGGCGCCCGGAUCGGGUUCGGGUUCGGGUUCUCCGGUGAGGUCUGCUACCUCGAGUCUUUCUCCGGCUAACGAUUCGAGCCCAAAAAAUUUGAUUCUGAAGUCACCUGAAUUAACUGAGAUUCAGAGUAUUUCGCCGUUGCCUCCGCAUAUGCUAUCACCGCAGGAAACAGGAGGUUUAGCAUUCCGGGAAUCUGCAUCUCCAUCGCCCCCCAGUUCUUCUUCCCCGGAAAGACAUUCGAGGAGAAGUGAGGAAUCAUCACCGAGGAAUUCCAACGUUUCGGAUCUGCAUGUGGAAUCUCCGGUGAGAGUUAGUAGCCUUGUCCAGCAUAACACCACUGCUGUUGCCACACAGCCGGCGACAAGUAGUUUGGUGUUGCCGGAAUCUGCAUCGUCGUUGCCACCGAAUUCAUCGUCCCUCGAAAGGCGUUCGAGGGAAAGUGAGGAAUCGUCGGCUAGGAACUCGAAUGUAUCGGAUCAGAAAGUGGAAUCUCCAGUGAAAGUUAGUAGCCCAGUUCAGCGUAACGCAGCUGUUAUUUCUACGCCGUCGGAGAUACAAGGUAUAGUGCUUCCUGAAUCUGCGUCCUUGUUAAAACCCCCGAGUUCAUCGUCCCCGGAAAGAUUUUUGAACAGCAGUGAGGCAUCUUCGCCGAGGAUAUCUAAUGCUUCAGACCAGAAUGUGGAAUCUCCUACGAGAAUUAGCAGCCCUGUUCAGCACAACUCCGUUAUUCUAAAGCUGCCGGAGAUGCAAGAUUCAGUGUUUCAGGAUUCCGGGUCGCUGUUGCUCCCCCGUUCAUCGUCGCCGGAAAGAUAUUCGAACAGAAGUGAGGAAUCUUCGCCAACGAAUUCGAAUGCUUCCGAUCAUGAUCUGGAAGCUCCGGCGAGAAUUAGUAGCCCUGUCGAGAAUAACUCUGUUAUUCCAACAAUGCCGGAGAUGCAAGGUUUGAUGUUUGCAGAUUCUGCAUCGCAGAUGCCACCGACAGCAUCGUCCCCGGAAAGAUAUUUGAGCAGAAGUGAGGAAUCCUCCCCGAGGAUUUCCGAUGUUUCCAACCAGAACGUGUACUCUCCUGUAAGAAUUAGUAGCCCUGUCCAUCAUAACACCAUUAUUAUUCCACCACCGACAGAGAUGCAAGGUUUGGUGAGUGAGGAAUCAUCGCCGAGAAAUUCGAACAUUUCAGAAGCUGAUCAGAAUGUGGAGUCUCCUGUGAGAAUAAGUAGCCCAGUUCAUCAUAACAUAUCCGUCGCUCCAAUGCCAUUUGAUAUGCUUGAUAUGAUGUUCCCAGAGGCUGCACCGCCUGUGGGAAUAAGUAGCUCAGUUCAUCAUAACAGUUCUGCUACUACAAUGCCAUUCGAUAUGCUUGAUAUGGUGGUCCCAGACGCUGCACUUUCACCUGUGAUAAUAAGUAGCCCAGUUCAUCAUAACAUCUCCGUUACUCCAAUGUCAUUUGAUAUGCUUGAUUCGGUGUUUCCAGAGGCUGAACCUCCAUUGCUGUGGUGUUCAUUGUCCCCCGAAAGAUGUUCAGAGAAAAAUCAGGACUCAUCUCCAAGAAAUUCAAAUGUUUCGGAUCAGGAAUUGGAGUCUCUGGUGAGAAUUAGCAGUCCAGUUCAGCACAACACCUCUGUUGACCCAACACCAAUGGAGAUGCAAGAUUUGGUGUUUCAAGAAUCUGUAAUUCAGUUGCCGCCAAGUUUAUUGUCACCUGAAAGGUGUUCAAACAGAAGUGAGGAAUCGUUGAGAAUUAGCAGCCCAGUUCAGCACAACACCUCUGUUGACCCAAAACCAAUGGAGAUGCAAGAUUUGGUGUUUCAAGAAUCUGUAAUCCAGUUGCCACCGAGUUUGUUGUCACCUGAAAGGUGUUCAAACAGAAAUGAGGAAUCGUCUCCGAGAAUUUCAAAUGUUUCUGAUCAAAAUGUAGAAUCUCCAGUGGGAAUUAGCACUGUAGAGCAUGACAUUACUAUUAUUUCAACACCAUCAGAGAUGCAAAGUUUGGUAAUUCAAGAAUCUGCAUUGCUCUCGCCCCAGAGGUCACUGUCGCCAGAAAGAAAUUCAAGGAGAAGUGAAGCAUCAUCGCCACUGUUUUCAAAUGUUUUGGAUCACAGUGCGGAAUCCCCCAUGAGAAUUAGCAGCCCUGUACAGCACGAUGCCACUGUUAUUCUAGCACCACCUCCACCUCCACCACCAGUUUCUGUUCCACCGCCACCAUCUCCACCUCCACCACCACCACCACCAGUUUCUGUUCCAUCGCCACCACCUCCACCUCCACCUCCACCUCCUCCAAGUAAAGCAUGGGAAAGUCCAAAAACUCCAACUCCGGCAGCCAAAAAGCCCAUGGAACCUCCGGUUCUGAUAAGGCCCUUAAGACCGAUUGCUGUCGAAAGUCCCACAUUGAUUUCCCCAAUUGAGUUGCCUACAAAUGAUUCACAAACUGUCAAGACUGAUGGGGAUAAAGAAUCUCCAAAUACAGAAACUGAGCACUCAAGCGAAGACACGGACAGUAAUCCUAAACCAAAAUUGAAGCCAUUGCACUGGGAUAAAGUAAGAGCAAGUUCUGAUCGGGAGAUGGUGUGGGAUCAACUCAAAAGCAGCUCUUUUAAGUUGAAUGAGGAGAUGAUUGAGACAUUGUUCGUUGCGAAUACUUCAAAACCAAAUCCAAAGGAAACAAGGUGGCAGGUUCUUCCCUCACCCGGGCAAGACAAUGGUAACAGGAUUCUUGAUCCCAAGAAGGCUCAAAAUAUCGCCAUCCUGUUGAGGGCACUCCAUGUAACUGUAGAUGAAGUUUGCGAAGGCCUUCUGGAAGGGAAUGGAGAUGUUCUUGGUACUGAACUUCUUGAGAGUUUAUUGAAGAUGGCUCCAUCUAAGGAAGAGGAACGAAAGCUGAAAGAACACAAGGAAGAUUCUCCAGUCAAGCUUGGGGCUGCCGAGAGAUUUCUGAAGGCAGUUGUUGACAUACCUCAUGCAUUCAAAAGAGUAGAUGCAAUGCUAUACGUAUCCAAUUUCGAAUCUGAGGUUGAGUACCUGAAAAAGUCAUUUGCAACUCUGGAGGCAGCUUGUGAAGAAUUGAGAACGAGUAGGAUGUUCCUCAAACUUCUCGAAGCUGUGCUGAAGACUGGGAACCGCAUGAAUGUGGGAACGAAUCGGGGCGAUGCACAUGCAUUCAAGCUUGACACGCUGCUCAAGCUUGUUGAUGUCAAGGGAGCCGAUGGGAAAACCACGCUUUUACAUUUCGUCGUUCAGGAGAUCAUAAGAAGCGAAGGAGCUCGACUCCAAGAAAACUCCUCCACAAACGAUGAUGCCAAAUGCAGGAAACUGGGUCUCCAAGUCGUUUCUGCUCUUAGCUCAGAGCUCUCAAACGUCAAGAAAGCUGCUGUAAUGGAUGCAGAAGUGCUCAGCAGCGACGUCUCCAAGCUUUCAAGAGGAAUCGAAAACAUCAGAGAUAUUGUUCGACUAAACGAGACAACGUCUUUGGAGGAAACAAGCGGCCGUAAGUUCUCCAACGCAAUGAACAGUUUCAUGAAAAGGGCCGAGGAGGAGAUCAUAAGGAUUCAAGCCCAAGAAAGUGUUGCUCUAUCGCUGGUAAAAGAGAUAACCGAAUAUUUCCAUGGAAACUCAGCUAAAGAAGAAGCUCAUCCUUUCAGAAUCUUCAUGGUGGUAAGAGAGUUCCUAACAAUCUUGGAUCGCGUAUGCAAGGAAGUUGGGAUGAUAAAUGAACGAACAAUAGUUAGUUCUGCACACAAAUUCCCCGUCCCCGUUAAUCCAAUGCUACAGCAAGCCUUGGGAGGGUUUCAUAAGCGGCAAUCUACAUCGUCCGAUGAUGAGAGCCUUCCCCUUAAUGCUUGAUGCAGACAUCAGGUGACCUUUUCCUAUGUUUUCUUGCCAUGAAAAAUGUUGUCUAUGAAGGGGUGAGCAGGAUGUUUCAUAGUAUGGUGCCUACCAGUCUUUUAGGUACUGGUGUUUUUCUUUCUCUUUGUAAUAUUUUGUAUUUAUUAGAUAGAUGAAUGUAAAAGAUUUUGGAAACCUUCGGGUGUUGUAGAGUUAUACGAAGAAAAAGUCUCUUGGAAGCAAUAAGAGUAAUAGAGUAUUGUCGGAGGAAA
Molecule: messenger RNA, 5180 nt
Organism: Sesamum indicum (sesame)
Lineage: Eukaryota; Viridiplantae; Streptophyta; Magnoliopsida; Lamiales; Pedaliaceae
Source: RefSeq, a predicted model, not a curated record